UAAAAAUUUUGUUUACUGCAGCUACGAACCGCGAUACAAUUUGACGCCUUUCAAGAGAAAAUAUCUUUACCAUCUCGACCUUCCGAUACUGAACAUAUGGUUUUAAUUACUGGCUGGGGAAUGUUCGAAAAUCCGUCAAAUUCUCUUGCUUCUCCAACUUUGAGAGUAGCGAUGGGAAUGAUUUUAGAUAAUUAUGAUUGUUCAUCGAGAGUUCAAUACACAAUUGCUGAACAUCAGUUAUGUACAAUUGACACGUAUGGAACGGGUGUUUGUAUUAAUGACGGUGGUGGAUCAAUUGUUAGUAAUGGAGUAAUUUAUGGUAUUAUUUCAUAUUCUCUUAAUAACGUUGGAGGAUUUCCAGAUGUGCAUACCAAAGUUUAUUAUUAUUUGGAUUUCAUAAGAAAUCAUAUGACAGAAUAAUUUAUGUAGACGAUCAUUUUAUAUAAAAUAAAUAUAAAUUUUUUAAAUUUG
This is a messenger RNA of Ceratosolen solmsi marchali, 471 nucleotides long. Its product is annotated as chymotrypsin-2-like. The record is from RefSeq and is a predicted model, not a curated record. Gene Ontology annotation, biological process: proteolysis. The transcript has 2 exons. The coding region runs from base 97 to 420 and encodes 107 amino acids. NCBI's taxonomy places the organism in Eukaryota, Metazoa, Arthropoda, Insecta, Hymenoptera, Agaonidae. Gene Ontology annotation, molecular function: serine-type endopeptidase activity.